Molecule: messenger RNA, 471 nt
Organism: Nicotiana attenuata
Lineage: Eukaryota; Viridiplantae; Streptophyta; Magnoliopsida; Solanales; Solanaceae
Exons: 3
Coding region: 1-471 (156 amino acids)
Source: RefSeq, a predicted model, not a curated record
AUGGCUAGAGCUGGUGAUUUCCAUUGCAUUUCGAAGAGAUGCCAGCCUAAGGUCGACCACAGUGGUCAAGCCUACGUUAUAGUUUGUGGUAGUGGAGGCAUGCUGGCUAGCCGAAAUGAUGGUAGAGUAGGGUCAUGUCCUGGGGUGGGCCAGGGGGCGGGGGACAAGUGUGGCAAGAGGACUAGAUGGAAGGGUACGGGGGCUCGAGAUAUUAACAGGUUUAAACUAUGGUACUCACGAGGAGCUGCUGGCAAGAACGAAAUAGGUAUUUUAGUUGAUAGGGAUCUCAGGGAGAUGGUGGUGGAUGUUAGGAGGGUGAAUGAUAGGGUAAUGACUAUUAAGUUAGUGGUUAGUGGAGUCACUUUUAACGUGAUUAGCGCUUACGCACCUCAGGUGGGCCUGGGCGAGGAGGUCAAAAGACGUUUCUGGGAUGAUUUGGAUGAGGUUGUGCGUGGUAUUCCAUACUCCUAG